This is a messenger RNA of Triticum urartu, 2842 nucleotides long. RefSeq names its product ADP/ATP translocase 1, mitochondrial-like. The record is from RefSeq and is a predicted model, not a curated record. Gene Ontology annotation, biological process: mitochondrial ADP transmembrane transport; mitochondrial ATP transmembrane transport. Gene Ontology annotation, cellular component: mitochondrial inner membrane. Gene Ontology annotation, molecular function: ATP:ADP antiporter activity. Lineage: Eukaryota; Viridiplantae; Streptophyta; Magnoliopsida; Poales; Poaceae.
CAAAGACAACAAGUCAUUCCGAUCUCUGAAUUCAAUAAGAAAAACUGAGCUGAAAAUGAUAGAAUGGUCCAGCUCACCACUCGUCCUAGAAAGUGCGAGGAGAAGCGGCGGCAAGGUGUCCCAUGGAGCUCUCUGGAAGAAGAUCAGACGCCAACCGAACGAGCACACGGGGACAGGGCAGCUCUCUCUCGACCCUUCUUUAUGUUUUUUUAACCUCAGCUCUGCGCUGACAUUGAUACAGAACGGGAUGAAAGAACAGAUAUCCAGGCGAACAAAAGGAGAAGAUCAAGCGAUCAGCAGCAAAACUAAGGCUUGGUAUUGGACCUCCGAUCAUUCCUCUCCUCGCAGAGUCCACCGAGCCGGCAGAUAAACUGUCGACCAUUCUCUGCAGGUAAAGAAAGAUCACUUCUGACUUGCAUACUGAAACGAUGGAUGAACUGUGCCCUCCAUCUGUGGUCCAGAAGCUCCAUGGACAGUCCAUGUUGUUGAGACAAAUAUCUUCUUCUGCCACGAGAAGUCAUGUAAUCAACAAUGCACAUUAUGCGCGCAAUUUUUCUGUGACAAAAUACCAUCAGACGAAUGGAAGUAUUGGGCGUUUGCCUCGCAAUACACCAUCCCCGAUCCGUGCCCCCGCACCCGAAGAGAAGGGUUUUUCUGGAUUCAUGAUUGAUUUUCUAAUGGGUGGAGUUUCUGCUGCCGUCUCCAAAACGGCGGCUGCUCCGAUUGAGCGUGUUAAGCUCUUGAUUCAGAACCAGGAUGAAAUGAUCAAGAGUGGUAGGCUUUCUCAUCCUUACAAAAGUAUCGGCGAUUGCUUCACCCGCACAAUAAAAGAUGAGGGUGUGGUUGCACUCUGGAGGGGAAACACGGCCAAUGUUAUCCGUUAUUUCCCGACUCAGGCCUUGAACUUUGCCUUCAAGGACCACUUUAAGCGCAUGUUCAACUUUAGAAAGGACAAGGAUGGGUACUGGAAGUGGUUCUUCGGCAACAUAGCUUCCGGAGGGGCCGCCGGUGCUUCUUCUCUGUUGUUUGUGUAUUCUCUGGAUUACGCUCGUACUCGUCUCGCCAAUGAUGCCAAGGCUGCAAAGGUGGGUGGCCAGAGGCAGUUCGACGGCAUCGUAGAUGUCUAUCGCAAGACCCUCGCCAGCGACGGUGUCCGCGGCUUGUACCGUGGCUUCAACGUCUCCUGUGUGGGCAUCAUCGUUUAUCGAGGUCUUUACUUCGGAAUGUACGACUCCCUCAAGCCAGCGGUUCUUGUUGGUUCUCUUGAGGAUAACUUGCUUGCCAGUUUCUUGCUUGGCUGGGGUGUAACGAUGGGUGCUGGGCUCGCCUCGUAUCCCAUUGAUACCGUGCGCCGCCGUAUGAUGAUGACAUCCGGUGAGUCCGUGAAGUAUAAGAACUCCAUGGAUGCUUUCAGGAAGAUCAUCGCCGAGGAGGGCGCCACGUCCCUCUUCAAGGGUGCUGGCGCCAACAUCCUUCGUGCCGUUGCGGGUGCUGGUGUCCUUGCUGUGUAUGACAAGCUCCAGGUGGUCGUCUUUGGCAAGAAGUAUGGAUCCGGUGGUGGCUAAGUACGGAUGCUGUAGGGCUAAAUUUUGUGCGAUGGUGUAGCGCUGCUUUUGAAUAAAAUCUGCCAUAUGGAGUAUGGAGAGUGUUUAACAAAAAACUAUCACAAUUCGUCCAAUCAUGCCUACAAACUACCACUUUACAAAUUUAUGCCGAAAACUAUCAUUUUUCAACUAAUCUUUGACUAAAAACUACCAUGUCUCAAAAAUGUCUGAUUCACCUCUUCUAAACGCUUUUCUAAUAAGAAUGGCCCACAUGUAAGCGCUGACGUGGCAUAGUUGUCAAACUCUGUUAGAUUGAUCGGUAAGUUGUGCGUUAUGACGUAUGCGACCCACAUGUCAUCAUCAACCUCUUCUCCCUGAAACAGAUUCCUUUGGGACAUUUCCUCAAGCAGGUUGUAUUCGUCCUGGAGCACGAGCUACCAUGGCCGGGCGCAAGCAGUCGCAGUUGUGAGCAGCACCGGCCGCACACGAGCUGGUGGAUGGUGACCAUGCCUCGUCCGUGGUGAGCGCCGAUGGCAUCCAACCACCCCAGUCACGGAAGGAGCUUCCCGUGCGUGGUGGCUAUUCCUGGCCCGCGCCUCCACGGCCCCUGGAGACGCGCACGGGGCUGACCUCCUCCCCCGCUCUGUAGUCAUCUCGUCGCUCAACGACCUCCUUCUCCACCUCCGGCCAAAUUGAAGGAAGAGCGCGAAUUUGGAGCUGGGUCUGGGCGAGGACGGCGCCGAGAUGGCCUGCAGCAGCGCCAUCCACUUCCUGGUAGACACGAACACCGGCGCCGGCUGCAGCGGGGUCAUGGGCGCCAGGCUCGACGGGUUGCUACCCCCGCUGCCUAUCCCGGCGCUCCGACGUUCAAAAAGCCCUCCGCCACCCCGUCCCCAUCUCCCUCACCACCGCCACCUGCGUCCGGAACAUGGUCCUGCUGCUAGCUCGCUCCUUCCCUCGCUCAAAGCCUCCGCAGAGAGAAAGAAUGGCGUUGGCCUGUAGAUGCGGACCCGACCGUAGAUGGGGAGUUCCAUGGAAGAAGAUAGAGCUUACAUAUUGGUCCCACAUGUCAUAGCAGUCAAUAUAAUGGUCAAUCUAGCGGAGUUGACUACUCUGCCACGUCAGCGCUUAUGAGUGGGCCCAACCUGUCAUAAACAGGUUUAAACUGGUUGAAUCGGGCACUUUUCAGACAUGGUAGUUUUUAAUCAAAAAUUAAUCAAAAAUGAUAGUUUUCGGCACAAAUUUGUAAAGUGGUAGUUUGUAGACAUGAUUGGACGAAUUGUGGUAAUUUUUUGUUA